Molecule: messenger RNA, 1898 nt
Organism: Pezoporus occidentalis (night parrot)
Lineage: Eukaryota; Metazoa; Chordata; Aves; Psittaciformes; Psittacidae
Gene: ELP4
Product: elongator acetyltransferase complex subunit 4
Exons: 10
Coding region: 25-1155 (376 amino acids)
Biological process (GO): tRNA wobble uridine modification
Cellular component (GO): transcription elongation factor complex; cytoplasm; elongator holoenzyme complex
Source: RefSeq, a predicted model, not a curated record
CCUGCCAAGCGACGGGCAGCCGAGAUGGCGGCAGCGGCUGGCGGGGCGUCGCGGUGUUGCGGGGCCACCAGUUUCCAGCGGAAGGCCGCGGCCGGCAGCCGCUUGGCCGCUGUGGCGGGCACCCGGCCCUCCGUUCGCCACGGGCAGCUGCUGCUCUCCAGCGGGCUCCCCUCCCUGGACUGUGUGCUAGGUGGAGGCAUAGCUGUUGGAACCCUUCUUCUUAUUGAGGAAGAUAAAUAUGGUCUUUACUCCAAUUUGUUGUUCAAGUAUUUUCUCGCAGAGGGAGUUGUCUGUGGACAUGACUUGUUUGUUGCUUCUGCUAAAGAGCAUCCUGACAACGUCUUAAAGGAGCUUCCAGCCCCUUUUCUUGAUGAGCAAAGAAAUGAAUUGGGAGAAGAAGCAGCAGCUGUUAAGUCUGCAAAUUUUCAGGAUUCUAUGAAAAUAGCCUGGCGCUACCAAAAUUUACCAAAAAUGGAGGCCAGCCCAACAACAUCUACUAAGUUUGGUCAUUAUUAUGAUAUAUCCAAAACAAUGUCUCCAGAACUGUUUCAGUCAAUAAAAUGGCACAGUUUUUACCUUCCUGAAGAAUUGUCUUUACAGCCUACAGUGAAAACAUGUAAUAUGAACAGUGCUUAUGGAAGGCUGCUUCUGUCCAUUCAGAGGGUCAUUUACCAGGAAGGGUUUGAUGGCUCUGAUCCCCAGAAAAAACAAAAGAAUAUUUUGCGGAUAGGAAUUCAGAGUCUGGGCUCUUUGUUGUGGGGUGAUGAUAUUUGUUGCAGUGAUACUCCUGAAGAUAUUCAUAGCCUUACAAAAUUCCUGUAUGUUCUCCGUGGCCUCCUCAGAAAGUCUUUGUCAGCCUGUAUCAUUACCAUACCUGCUCACCUUAUUGAGAAUAAAGCAAUUAUGGAACGUGUAACAAACUUGUCAGAUACAGUACUUGGUCUUGAAUCAUUUAUUGGCUCAGAGAGAGAAACCAAUCCAUUAUACAAGGACUACCAUGGUUUGGUUCAUGUACGUCAGAUUCCUCGGCUUAAUAGCUUGAUCUGUGAUGUGUCAGACACGAAGGAUCUUGCUUUUAGAUUAAAAAGGAAGCUGUUCACCAUUGAGUCUGAUUUGUUGAAAUAUUGCAGUAACAGUGACAUGUUUCCAUUCUGAGAAGAGCCUAAGGCUGCUUUAGUAUUAUUCCAAAUGAUUGAAAUUGCCAUCUUGCUGACUUUCCCUUGGGCAGCUUAAGGCCUGUUUACUUUUGUAUUUGUUUCACAUGUUCCCUCUGAGUUUGGCUGGCAGGACAUCAUUACCUGGUUUGACAAGACAUUUGGAGAAGAUUCAUAUUUGAUUAACUCCCUUUGUUACUGGCUGAUCAACAUAAACCUCUGAAAUUAGGUAUUUAAAGUUAAAACUUUUGAUGAAUUCAUAUAAAUGUUUGCAAAUAGGAAAAUUUAUGAGUUUAAUUCCCUAGUUUUGUUUUACUGCUAAUUUUUUAAGUAUUUGGGUAACAGUCAAUUCGUAAUAGUGAAGAAAAUAAGCGUUUUCCUACAAGUUUUAUAGUACAGUUUGUCAAAUAAAUGCUUGUUGUGACUUUUAUCAGAGAGCCAGAGGUAAGAGUACGAGCCAGAUGAUAUGAUUUUCUUUUUAAUGGCUGUAUAGCACCUGUGCAAACCAGAAUAGAACUCUUAAAAAAACAGCUCAAUUUGAAACCAAGUGUCAUAUGCUAUAUAAAGAAUUGCCACACAGCAAAAAUAAGUAAGUUUCCAGAGCUUAAUGUUUGAGCUCAGAAGAUUCUUUUCUGAGAGGUGUUUCCUAAUAGGAGAAGUAAGUCAGAAUGAAAGGAGUCCUGUGGCAAGCAAGUUGGUUUCUCAGUGGCGGGCAGAUGCAAUAUGGUACUAUGGAGCACUCUG